This is a messenger RNA of Cricetulus griseus (Chinese hamster), 723 nucleotides long. The record is from RefSeq and is a predicted model, not a curated record. NCBI's taxonomy places the organism in Eukaryota, Metazoa, Chordata, Mammalia, Rodentia, Cricetidae.
AUGGAUGAGUCGGAGGAAGGGAGGGCCCAGCAGCUGGGCCACCAGGAUGAGGAACACCUGAUAACCAGCGGCACCAUAUACUCCAUGAAAGGCUUCAGAUUCCAACCACCCUAUGUCCUCAAGAGGGCUACAGAGCACCUGUGCCAUGGCCAUGUUCCCUUCAUCCUGCAGCUGUUCUGCCUCACACUUUCUGCUAUUAUCCUUCUGGCUGUCCUUGUCAAAGUCUCCAGUAUUGCCAACUCCCGGGGACAAGAGCAAGAAAAGAAGGAGAAGAUAUACCAUGAGAUGAGCCAACUGAAGCCUCAAAUAAACCGCCUGUGCCGCCCCUGCCCCUGGGACUGGACAUUCUUCCAAGGAAACUGUUACUUCUUCUCCAAGUACCAACAGAACUGGCACGAGUCUGUCACCGCCUGCAAUGAAGUGGGGGCCCAACUAGUUGUCAUCAAAAGUGAUGAUGAGCAGAGCUUCCUGCAGCAGACUUCUAAAGAGAAAGGCUAUGCCUGGAUGGGGCUGUCAGACCUGAAGCGUGAAGGCGAGUGGCACUGGGUAGAUGGCUCACAUCUGCUGUUCAGUUUCAUGAAAUAUUGGAACAAAGGAGAGCCCAACAAUGAAGGGGAAGAAGACUGUGCAGAAUUUAGAGAUGAUGGCUGGAAUGAUGUCCCAUGUACAGUUAACAAAUACUGGAUCUGCAAGAAGUCUGCUAUGUCCUGCACCAAAAAAUGA